Molecule: messenger RNA, 1154 nt
Organism: Ylistrum balloti
Lineage: Eukaryota; Metazoa; Mollusca; Bivalvia; Pectinida; Pectinidae
Product: mitochondrial import inner membrane translocase subunit Tim21-like
Exons: 6
Coding region: 312-992 (226 amino acids)
Biological process (GO): protein import into mitochondrial matrix
Cellular component (GO): TIM23 mitochondrial import inner membrane translocase complex
Source: RefSeq, a predicted model, not a curated record
ACGAUGUCCUUUCACUUUCACCUGUUCAACGUUUGAUUGACAGAUAGCUGUGGAUGCGGAGACCUCGCGUUACUCAAUGUGCGCUUGAAAAUCAUCGGCAUUUAAGUUUGGCUGGUUCUUGAUGGUGACAUCAAAACUGCUUGGCUUUCUUAGUUAGGUCUCCUGAUUGUCAACUCAAUGUGACCGAAUGUCAACUGAAUAAGAGCAAAGACAGAUAGGGAUUGUCUUCAGUUUUGUUAUUUUACAUUACUUUGAAAGUUAACGGCAUUAAUGAACACUUUCCACUGUUAAGUCAACGGGAAAAUAACAAUAUGCAAUCUUUCUUCACAAGUUCGAAGUGGCUCCUGAAGAUUCCCGUGGUGUAUAAUCAGUCACAGAAGACUAUUUCAUUUGUGAUAUGUAGAAAACCUUUCUUACAAUGUACCACACUACCUAAACACACUACGUCUGUAUGGAGUCCGAAGUGUUUAACUACUUCAGUGAAAUUAUAUGCAGAGUCAAAGAAAAACACAGAGAUUGACAUAACAAGAGAGAGUCCCUUUUCUGAAUUAACCACGAAGGAAAAGGUAAAAGAAGCUGGUAAAACAUCAUUUUGGGGAGGAAUUAUUCUCUUUGGUGUUGGUAUAACAGGUGGUCUGCUCUACAUCAUUGGAAAGGAAGUGUUUUCCAGUCAAAGUCCUAGAGGAAUAUAUAGUAAUGCCUUUGAUCUAUGUAAGCAGAAUACAGAGUUGAUGGAUGUGCUGGGUGAGCCUGUAAAAUGUUAUGGUGAAGAGACUAGGAGAGGCAGACGUAGACAUACCAGCCAUGUACAGUUUGAACAGGAUGGUGUACAGCAUAUGAAAAUGGUGUUUUACAUUGAAGGGCAUCUAAAAAAAGGCAAAGUUCAUCUAGAAGUACAAAGGAUGCCUGGACAGAAGUAUGAGUACAGGUAUCUGUUUGUGGAACUGUAUGGUUACCCAUCACGCACCAUAAUCAUUCAGGACAACAGAUAACUCAAAUAUCGUCCUAGCAGAGGAACAGCCUAAUACCUCUACACAGUAGAUAUUUGUUUGAUUCAGGGAGAAAUGAACAGUUGUUAUAGCAAGAAUAUAACACCCAAGAGAACUGUUUCAGCAUGUAUUUUUGCUCAAGGCAAUAAAACAAUUUGCUAUGAU